AGAGAGCCGGCUGGUGUUUGAAAAUGAAUGAUAUGCUGCCUCGGUUGUAGACUCAGCUACCGGUUCUCCUUGUUUCCCAAGCCACAGAAUCUCACGUAAAGGAAACUUAAUUAUUCCCUCGAAAAGCUGUAAGAACAGAACCAAAGGAGAUAGUUUCAACCAUGCAAUGGUCACCAGAGUGAAUCGGUUUUCACUGAUCUGCACAUUUCGUUUGGCCGAGAGUUUUACGCCGGAUGCCCUUCCCGACACAACCCUGUACUUUAUCUGGAUUUGGAACCCAGACCUGGGCCCCCACGUGUCUACAUGACCGCAUUAGAACCCAACGCCAUGUCUGAGCCUGUGGUCAUGGAGCGUCCUCAAGAAGUGGGCUUUCCAGAACCCUCCUGUCCUGCUAGAGACACUGAAGCUUCUCCUGUUUCUGAACACGCGGACACAGCAAACGACUCCUCAGAGGAAGAGUCCGCAGAGAGGGACGUAGAGGCCGCUGCUGUGGAUGCUCUGGAAAGCGUGGCAGUCCCAGCGGAGCAGAGGACAAACACGGAACAGGUGAAUACCCAAAGCCCAGACCCAUCGGCCAAGACAGAGGCAGCGAAGUCCCCUCUGUGGACGUCACAGGGGGAUGCUGAGGUGAAACUCAGGAUGGGGGAGUCUGGUGUGGCUGCUGAACCUCCUUUGACUGUCCACCAAAUGUUCACCUCAGCUGUGGAGCGCUAUGGUGACAACACAGCUUUGGCUUGGAAAGAGGGCGAUCAGGCAAAAAGCCUGAACUACAAAGACUACUAUAAGGCAUGCCGCACUGCUGCCAAGAGCUAUUUAAAGCUGGGUUUACAGCGCUAUCACGGGGUUUGCAUCCUGGGCUUCAACUCCGCAGAGUGGUUCAUUGCAGACAUUGGAGCCAUUCUGGCAGGUGGGUUUGGUGUUGGCGUCUACACCACCAACUCUCCUGAAGCAUGCCAGUUUGUGGCAGAAAACUGCAAAGCCAAUGUCAUUGUGUUGGAAAAUGAAAAACAGCUGCAGAAGAUCCUUCAGAUUGAAGACCAGCUGCCUCACUUGAAAGCCAUUGUCCAGUACAAAGGUGCACUUAGAGAGAAGAGGCCAAAUUUAUACACGUGGGCCGAGUUUAUGGAGCUGGGACGCGACGAGCCCGACGGGCCCCUCGAUGCAAUCAUUGCUAGUCAGAAGCCCAAUCAAUGCUGCUCACUCAUCUACACUUCAGGAACCACGGGCCAGCCCAAAGGAGUCAUGCUGAGCCACGACAACCUAACGUGGACGGCACUCUCCACCGCCAAACACGUCUGCCUCACAGACGCCACCGUAGCCCAGGAGGUGGUGGUCAGCUACCUGCCGCUGAGCCACAUCGCCGCUCAGAUGGUGGACAUGUGGCUCAUCAUGAGGGUCGGAGGAUCAACUCACUUCGCCCAGCCGGACGCCUUGAAGGGGUCGCUGGUUAACACCUUAAAGGAAGUGCGUCCCACGGCCUUCAUGGGCGUCCCACGAGUCUGGGAGAAGAUGCAGGAGAAGAUGAAAAGCAUCGGAGCAAAGUCUUCAACUUUGCGCAGAAAAGUAGCUUCUUGGGCCAAAGAUGUUGGUCUGCAGACCAAUCUGACCAGGAUGAGGCAAAACACAGCAACUGGCCAGGCUCCGUUCCAGUAUCACUUAGCCAAAAAGUUAGUGUUUAAAAAGGUGCGCAAAGCUCUUGGCCUGGACCGCUGUACCAAAUGCUACACUGGAGCUGCCCCCACCACCAAAGAUACCCUCGAGUUCUUCCUUAGCCUGGAUAUCCCUCUGUUCGAACUGUACGGCAUGAGUGAGUGCACUGGACCCCACACCAUCUCUCGCCCUGAUGCCUUCAGACUCACCAGCUGUGGUAAGGAGAUCCCAGGUUGCACAACAAAGCUGGACAACCCUGACGAGGAGGGGAACGGCGAGAUCUGCUUCUGGGGUCGCCACAUCUUCAUGGGUUACCUCAAUGCACCGGACAAGACGGAGGAGGCUCUGGAUGCAGAAGGCUGGCUGCACUCGGGUGACCUGGGCAAACGCGACGAGCACGGAUUCCUCUACAUUACAGGGCGAAUUAAAGAACUGAUCAUCACUGCAGGAGGUGAGAACAUCCCUCCUGUUCCCAUUGAGGAUGCAGUGAAGGACGCGGUGCCUCUUCUCAGCAACGCCAUGCUGAUUGGAGACAAAAGAAAGUUUUUGUCCAUGCUCGUCACCAUUAAGUGCCAAAUAAACCCAGAGACAGGCAACCCAGAGGAUGAGCUCACACCAGAAGCUGUGGAGAUCUGCAAGAAGCUGGGGACUAGCGCCAAAACCGUGUCUGAGAUCGCAGGCGGACGCGACCGCACAGUCCACGCCGCCAUCCAGGAAGGAAUCAACCAGGUCAACAAGAAAGCAACCUCCAAUGCCCAGUGCAUUCAGAAGUUUGUCAUUCUGAACCGGGAUUUUUCCAUCAAUGGAGGAGAGCUGGGGCCGACCAUGAAGCUGAAGCGGCCAGUAGUGCUGAAGAUGUACAAAGACCAAAUUGACAACUUUUACAAAGAUCUGGAGACCCCAGCAGACAACCAGCGGCCAAAAUAAAAGCGGCCGUGUCCCAGACUGUCCGUGCGCUCGUGAGGCGCAACACGACUCAGCAGUUCUGCCUCCCUGGCGUCACCUCUGAUCCUGAAUAAAUGUCUCGCCUUAAGCUGUGCUCCCUCCACCUCGGUUUACAUUUGGGUUUGGUCCUCAGACGAGGGCUUGGUGGAGGCUGUUGUAAAAACUACACGUGUAAAAAUGAAUUAAUUCAUUUAUUUUUAUUAUUUUGUUAUUGUAAGAUGAAGUAUCAGCAUCAAGCUUUAUGAUCGACAACAAAUACUGUAAUAUUGACGCAAUCCAAAAACAUCCAGGUUUAUUAUACAACAAAUGUUUUGCAUGUCUAUUUAUUUUAUUGCCAAACUGAUUUUUGUUUUUUCACUAAAAAUGGAAAUCUUUUUUUUUUAACUUGAUCUUUCUGAACGGGUUUGGAUUUUUCUGUAUGUGGAUAAAAGAUUCAAAGCAUUCCACUGCUCAAGUCAAAGCCAUAGCUGUUUUGUUUAUGUCUUUUCAUUGUCACUCUGAAUUCUGCAUUCAUGUCAUGCUGUGAUUUUUAUUGCAUUUUGUGAGAAUGUUUGUUGCCUGCCUCUAUUUUCUUCUACUUUUCAGUCUCUCUACUUAGUUCCUGUUCUCUCUUUUGAAACACAGUAAAUGAAAUAUAAAUAGUGGGGCUGCUGAGAUCUAGUAAUCUUUCAUCUUCUGCCAAAAUAUAUGCGUCAGAACUGAACAUUUCAAGAUGUUGUCAUUUUCUGUUCUCAUUCGUAGCAUUUUUCACAUCAGAAGAAUUUAAAUCCCUAAAAAUGCUUUUUGCACUCCAAACAGCAGAUACUACACCUGUGACAUCUGUAUAUAUUUUAAUUAUAUGUGGAACUCUCUGAAGUUAUAAGAUGCUCGUUUACAGUGAAGGAAAUGAUGGUGAUUCUGGUUGGGUCUUGGUGUGUGGGCUUCCUACGUUUCUCCUGCUCUAUAGAGUGGAAAAAGAAAAACCCUUUAGCUUUUAUGUGUAAAUAAGCUGUAAUGCAUUGGCUUGGUGUUGAAGAUUCACAUGCCCAGACACAAAACUGGAUUCACCUGAACCUUACAUCUGCAAAAGCAGCAGGGUUUGAUGGUGAACCUGUGCAACAGAGUGAAGCUGGUCUGUUUGUAAAGAUGAAAAUGUGAAUUUUUGUGUGAUCGCUUCUGCAAUAAAAUGUUAUUACAAUCAA
Messenger RNA from Oryzias latipes (Japanese medaka), 3776 nucleotides. RefSeq names its product acyl-CoA synthetase bubblegum family member 2 (gene acsbg2). Gene Ontology annotation, molecular function: long-chain fatty acid-CoA ligase activity. Lineage: Eukaryota; Metazoa; Chordata; Actinopteri; Beloniformes; Adrianichthyidae. The record is from RefSeq and is a predicted model, not a curated record. Gene Ontology annotation, cellular component: membrane; endoplasmic reticulum.